Cherax quadricarinatus is the source of this 8798-nucleotide messenger RNA. Its product is annotated as cadherin-99C. The record is from RefSeq and is a predicted model, not a curated record. Gene Ontology annotation, cellular component: plasma membrane; cell-cell junction. Gene Ontology annotation, molecular function: calcium ion binding. Gene Ontology annotation, biological process: homophilic cell-cell adhesion. NCBI's taxonomy places the organism in Eukaryota, Metazoa, Arthropoda, Malacostraca, Decapoda, Parastacidae.
GUCUUGACUGUGGUGGGGAGUACUCGUGUGCUGUUCCUCCUCCUCCUCCUCCUCUGCUUUUAUAUUAUUUUUAGUGUCAUGACAUUGAGAUAUAUAUAUGUGAGUUACCAUUGUGUUGUGUGGUAGACCCUGGAGGGCAAGACUGUACCCGAAGAUGAUGGUUGUGAGAGAGACGAGAGUGUGUCUGUUGCUGCUGCUGCUGCUGCUGGUGGCUGCUGCUGUGUCAGCUGAAUUAUGUGACGUCACAUCCGGCGAGACCAUCAUCAUUCUGGACAUCACAGAGAGUCAAGGAACACAGGUGUCACAACUAACGUCGCCCUCAGAGGUGCCAGUGGAGGGUGACCCUCACACCGAGGUGGACCUCGAGGUGUCAGAAGCUGGCAAGGAAUACUUCAUACUUAAUGGUCGUCGUCUGCAGCUGGUGAAACCGCUGGACCGUGACAACCAGCUGUCUACUCUCAGGUUCCAGGUAUCGUGUGCCAUCAGGAAUAGCACUCAGGUGCGCAGUAUACCUAUCAUAGUGCGUAUCACAGACAUCAAUGAUAAUGCUCCUGUCUUCUCUGGGCUGCCUUAUGCCGUUACUGUACCUGAGUUGACACCAGUGGGCUCAACAAUCUUCAGAAAGGUACAUGCUGAAGACUUAGAUGCUGGUGUUAAUGGACAAGUAGACUAUAGCAUCAUUCCAAGCAGUAGUAACCCUGAGAGUGAUGGCUAUGGCUACUUCAGUAUCACUCUCCCUCACCAAGGACUUGUUACUGUCAACCGUUCUCUGGACUAUGAGAGAUCAUCAGUAUACUAUGUUACUAUUAUGGCCAUGGAUCGAGCAUCAUCUGCAGAGAGUCGCCUUAAUGCCACCACCACCCUGACAGUGACGGUGGCUGACAGUGACGACCAGGAUCCUGCCUUUGAGUAUGCUGGCUGUACACGAGUUGGCUCUAUUUGUGCCAACCCGGAAUACAGUGCCUCUGUUACUUCAGGUGAAGUCUCUGGGGUCCUCAGUGUUAAUCCAGAGAGAAUUCAUGCAGCUGAUUUGGAUUCCCUGGCCACCCCAAUCAGGUAUUCCUUCAUGUCAGGUCGACCAAAAACAUAUGACCGCUACUUUGCAAUUGAGCCACAAACAGGAGCCGUCACCCACAUUGCAGCAGUUGACAGAGCAGUUACCAGAAAAUUUGAGAUUGUUGUUAAGGCAGAGGAGGAGAGUGAAGCCAGGAGGUUUGCCACUGCCAAACUAGUGAUCAGUGUUCAGGGAGUAGACUCAUCCCCACCAGUAGUGACAGCAUCUUCACAAACUGGUAAUGUUAAUGAAAAUGCUUCUCCUGGGACUCCUGUGUAUGAUGACCUGCCUCAGCCUCACCCCAUUGUUCUCACUGUGACUGAUCCUGAUCUAACUGCUGCUGAUGAACUUCCAAAGUAUACCUGGGAGCUGACAACUACAGCAUUCCGUGUGGCAUCGGGAGGCCAGCUGGUGGUGGCUGAGAAUAACUUGGAUCGUGAUCCUCCCAAUCCAGGAGUUUACACCUUUCAGAUUGUAGCACGAGAGGCCCGGGAAGGUGGUGCUGCCAGCGCACCAAUCACCCUCACUGUGGUUCUUAAUGAUGUCAACGACAACCCGCCACGACUACCAGUGUAUCCUCCUGUGUCGGUCCAGGCUGGGACAGCUCGCAGAAUCAUUGCACAGAUAUCAGCUAAGGACAACGAUGCUGGUGAGAACGCCAUGGUAAUGUACAGCAUCUACCACGUGUCUAAUAGUGGCCAGGAGAAGUUCUUCAUUAACAGCACUACAGGAGAAUUAGCGCUGGUUGGGGAAGUGAAUGCUGGUAACCAGUUCUCCAUUACUCUCAGGGCCACAGACAGAGGUGGUUUAUAUAGCCAGAGCAUAUUGGAGUUGAUGGUGAACAGAGGUCCCAACACAGGAGGUCCAGUGUUUACCUUGCCACGCUACACAGUUGCUCUGAGUGAAGGAGCUGCUCCUAACUCUGCUGUUCUCACACUUGGAGCCUUAGAUCCAGAGGGUGACCCAGCCAGCUUCUCUAUCAUCAGCGGAAAUGAACUUAAUCACUUUGAAAUUGGAGAAACAUCUGGAACUUUACGUUUAGUGAACCCACUGGAUCGUGAGAGCUUGGACUCGUAUAAUCUGGUAAUAAAAGCAGAGGACUCUGAAGGAUUAUUCAACACCGCUGCAGUCAGCAUUACAGUCAGUGACAUCAAUGACAAAAACCCUGAGUUUAUAGGACUACCUUACUCCUUCAGGGUCGAUGAAGGCCUGGCUGAUGCUGUGGUUGGCUCGGUUAAGGCAGAAGAUGAAGACUCGGGCAGUAAUGGGGAGGUGUUCUAUUCUGUGCCAGAGAAUUCUCCCUUCAAUAUUGCCAGUAACACUGGUGAGAUCAGGACCAAGCAAGCUCUUGAUUAUGAGGAAAAACAGGUGCAUUUGCUGGUAGUGACAGCCAAGGAUGGUGCAGCUGACCCUCGGCUCUCCACGGCAACAGUGACAGUGUUGGUCAGUGACGUGGGUGAUGAACCACCUGUGUUCUCACAGCAAGUGUAUGAAGCUAGUGUGGCAGAAAAUGUUGCAGAGGCUUCGCUUACUACUGUUGUUGCAACUGACCCAGAUACCAAACCAGUGAUUACAUAUGUCCUGGUGAGUGGAGAUUCCCAGUUGUUCAGUGUGGAGCCUGAGACAGGUCGCAUCACUACAACUCGUGGCCUCGACUAUGAGGCUUCCCCCAGACACACUAUUAUUGUUGGUACACUGGAGAACACUCAGGGUGGCCCACAGUCGACAUGUUCGGUAUUGGUCACAGUCGAAGAUGUCAACGAUAACCCACCUGUGUUUACCAUGCCACUGCGACCUAUUACCAUCCCCGAAGCAUCACCCCCUGGUACCUUGGUAGCCACUCUUCUUGCUUCUGAUGCUGAUGGUACAAAGCCUAACAAUGUAGUUGAAUAUGAGUUGGUGGGCUAUAAGAAUGCUCCAGAUUAUUUUAAUAUUGAAAAUGAUACUGGGAUAAUCACCAUCAAAACUGAUCUUCAGGCUGAACAAGAUUCUGACUUUGAGCUACAGAUUGUUGCUCGAGACGGAGGAGAACCUCAGCUGAGUACCACCUCAACAGCUUCAGUGUCGAUAGAGAGGAUGAGAGAAGCUCCAGCACGUGUUGAGGCUUGGGCAACAUUUACCGACACACAGUUCUCUGUUGAGGUGUUAGAGAAUGCUGGUGUGGGCACUCUGGUGAAGAGAUUAACUGUGUUAAAUAGACCUGACGAUGGUCAACACCUUCGUUGUGCUAUUACUGAAGGAAACAAGGAAGGAAGAUUUGGCAUAGAAGUAACAUCUGAGCGUCACUGUGGAUUAAUGUUAAAAUCACCGCUUGACUUUGAGUCAGUGCAGCAUUAUUCAUUGACAGUGGCUUUGGAGGCCCCCUCAGCACCACUGGUUACUGACAACAGAAUUGCAAAGGUUGACAUUAGUGUGAUGGAUGUGAAUGACAAUAAGCCAGAGUACAUAUUUAAGGCACCAUACAGUGACUAUACACAUGGCAGUUAUUUUGCCUUUGUGGCUGAGGACUCACAAAUAUCUACAUCAGUUCUACAAGUCACAGCAAAGGACGAAGACUCUGGAGAAUUUGGCCGCAUAGAAUAUGGUCUAGUACCAGAGAGUAACCGAGGUGGAUACUUUAGUAUCGGGGUCACCUCAGGCCUCCUGAGGACAGAGCGUGAGAUGUCUUCUGUACCACGUGAGCUGCUACCCUUCAACUUGACUGUGGUAGCUCAAGAUAACCCAUCUGGUAUUUCUGAGGAGCUGCACUCCACAUUGCCUGGUGUGUCGCACUCCACCUCCGUUUCUGUUAUUGUGAACUUGGUUCAAGAGAAUCAUCGUCUAGUGCUUGUUGUUGAAGCGCCUCCUGACCGGGUGAAGAACAGUCGUGAUGACUUAGUGGCCGUCUUGCAGGAAUACUCAAAUCAAAUCAUUGGUAUCGAGAAGAUAGAAUCUCGUCGGUUUGUUGGUAACACAAGCCUAGAGAGUGACACUAGUGCCACAGAUGUCUGGUUUCAUAUAGUUGACGCAAAAUCAGGCAAGAUCCUCGAGCGCCAACACCCAACUAUUAAGAGAUUUGGUACAGACGAGCCAGACAGGAAGACGCUGCUCUUCUAUGUUACAGCGGCGCUGGAAGGUGUCAGAGCAACAGAUGUACGAUCUCCCAUACUACAGUUACAGCCGGUAUCUGAAGCUCCUGAUCCUCCUGUACGUACAGCAAUGACACUUGAAGGCUUCCAGGUUGCUCUCAUUGUGCUGGCUGCUGUCAUUGUUAUCCUGGGAGUCAUUGGAAUAUGUUACAUCUGUUUACAAUGGAAAAGAUACAUAAGGCAUCGUGAUGAAGCAAAUAAAGCCGUGGUAGUUGUUGCACCACCUUAUGAAAGGGUUGGCUCUAUUAUUGAACCUAUUGCAAAGGAAUAUGAAGUUCAGGUUCUGCACAUGAGUGUUCCUAUGGAUGAUGAGUCUGUGCAUGAACUAACCUUGGACACCAGACCCUCUCAUCAUUUCUCAAUGGAUAAUGUAUCUUAUAUCACCAAGCAGCAGUUGAGUGAUGACGAGAGCAGUGGUAGCAGCAGGGAGGUGGAAGGUGUCAUGGAGGAUGAUCCAAGCAUCUCAGGAAUAUUACACCACCAUGACAAGACGGUGGGAAUAGAUUGGGAUGCUCCACCUGGUCAGCGUCACCUCCAACACAUAACUGCAAUGGCUUCUGCAACUCCAGGUGGCAGAAAUCCAGCUUACGAACAUUUUGCCGACGAUGAAGACGGCGGUGAAGGACCGCUUAGUGUCAGUACCACUAAUGAAAAUGUCAUGUUUGGUCGACGAGGUCUAACAGACCCUUCACCUGUCCAGACUACUACUGAACUUUAGAACGUAAGAAAAUGAACACAUGGUAUCAACACAUAUCUAGUGCUUGCUUGGCAAGUUACGAAGCUCAGUGGUUUAUGAAACAUGCCUAAUGAUAUUCCUAGCAUUUACAGAUUGUGUACAAAACCCAGAAGGGUCAUACAGUUCCUGGGAAAUGGGAGGUAAGCAGAUUUGAUCUGAAGAAGGGUUGGGUAGUUCCUAUUCCUUGAGUCAAGAACCUUUCACUGGUAUUAACAGUAGUACUGACAAAGCUUCUGGAUUUUUUAAUUCUCUUAAUGUCAAAAAUCCAAGGAAAGAUGGCACGAAGGGUUUCUUGAUGAAGGUUAAAGAUUUUUCAACUAAAGACUGCAAGUUGCCCUUACCUUGCCUGGAUAAAAUCUGAUUACCUCUCAUUACUCAGGUACUUUUACUCCCUAAUAGUGCUUCCUGUGAAUAAAAUAAGCAUCAGUUUAAGACACUGGGCAAUAAAAAGAAAAAAAUGUACAUUCAGCUGCUGAGUUAAGAUAGAACAUUAAACAGAAUACACGUUGUCUUCAGAUUUAAAGUGAAAGUGAGAAACCAUUUGAAGAGAAGUAGCUAACACAGGUACAAGAGAUGUGUAUGUUUCAGUUUAAGCCAGAAACCCUCUUCAGCAUAUGUACAUGUUACAGAAGGAAUAUUUUUUUUUUUUUUUUAACAUCCUGGCCAUCUCCUACCGAGGUAGGGUGACCCAAAAAAGAAACAUUUUUGCCAUCAUUCACACUGUCACACUCUUGUUAUGGUAGAGCAAAGACAUUUACACCAGAGCAAAAAUGCUACAUUAUCAUGCAUACAGGUGCCCUGAGGUCAGUUCAGGGUGGUGGAGAUGAAAGUCAAGUGAUAAGAGAGGGCAGGCCCCUGUAUCUGGGAACCAAAUUGAUGGACAUUGUGUGUGAUGAGCUUUGCUAAUGUAUAUAUUCCUCUGUUUUGCUCUGUGGUUUUGGUCAGGUAGAUAGUAAGUGCUUCAAGACAUCAACAUUUUGGUUUGUAGUUUUCAUAUAUCAGUUGUGUUCUCCUUUGAUCCAUGAGGUAAAAAUUCAGGUUACAAUAAACCACAUAGGUGUUGCUGGUGUCAUCCAUUCUGCAUGCAUACAUUUUUUCCUGAAGGUGUUUCUGCAGGUCUUGGGCUAACUCCACAUGGAAUGCUAUAAACUCCCACUGAGCCUGAAAUCUGCAGACAUGCUUUCAGGCACAUAUGCAUGCAUGCAUAAUCUGUGGCACCAACAGUGUUUGUGGUAGCUGUUGUAAAUUGCACAACUGAUAUACAAUGAAAAUUACAGGGCGAAACAAAAAUGGCUCGAGGCAUAUACUAUCCAUCUCGCCAAAACCAUAGACCAAGACGGAAAUCCACUGUAUACAUUAGCAAAGGCAUCCCUCAUGCUGUCCAGAAUCAACACAUAAAACCUAUAACCCAACUUGAUGCCCAGAUAUGGAUCCCCUUCUCUCUUUUAAUAUCACCUGACUUUAAUCUCCACAACCUCGCCUCAGCGUGCAUGUAUGCAUCAUAAGGCGAUGUUUUUGCUUAUUUCUGUGUGCCCAAUAAAGCCACACUGUGGCUGAAGCAUUAUAGAGUAAAGAUUUUCCUGGCAAAAAACAUCUUUGAAAUUAACACCUAUUUGUUUAUGCUAAUGCCUAACCUACUUUUCUGCAAGUUACUAAGUGUCUACAUAUUGUUAAUACUAUGUCAUGAAGUGACAAUUUUCUGGGUGCACCUUCAGCAGACAGUAUUUGUUCAUGGCUUAUUACAUGUACUGUAUGUAUUGUGAGGUGCAUAUAGGUGUAGUUAUCAUAAGCUAACUCUCCUAACUCGAACCAUUAAUAUUAGUGGCUGCCUGGGAGAAACAUUUGGUAUAACUUGGGAUAUGCCAGAUGUCUCCCAGUCAGCCUGUAAUACUAAUGUUGGGAAGAGUUAUUUUAUAAUUGGUUAAAUGUGCCAAAUAAUACACACACAUGUAAUAAGCAACACAAUUUAAAUAAUAUUGUCAAGAGUUACCAUCAUAAUGCAUCAAGGCAAUUUACUUUGGCCUAUUUCACAACUGUGACCGAUGUGAAGCUUAAACAUCUGUAUGUGCUGAAGGCAAUCUAUAACACUAUAACAAGAAUACCAUAACACUAUAACAAGAAUAUAUUUAAGCACCUCCCAUAUUAUAAAUGGGUGCCUCUGCAAAGACACUGACUGUGUGAACGAUGGUGAAAGUGUUUCUUUUUUGGGUCACCUUGCCUCGGUGGGAGAUGGCCGAUGUGUUAAAAAAAAAAACACACACACAUGCGUCUUAUUUAUCACAUCGAAAAACUUUUUUGAUAUCAACACAAAUCAUAAACUUUGAUCUUGAACUUGGUGCCAAGUAUUCAAGAUAUUUCUACUGUAGACCCAAUAGUUUUUUUUACAAAACAGUAUAUAUCAUAAACCACUAAGGUGUGCUUGUCACAUUUCAAAAUAAUUAUUACAUUGUAAUGUUUAUUUCCAGUGUUUAAGUCUGCCUUCCAACCCAAGUUUUAACAUAAAAUGCCAUGGUUUACAUAGUCUUUUGCAGUUGUAACACAUUUUAACCUCAUCUGUUUAUCCCACUUCUGCUAUAGUUUUAUUGACAUUUGUAUAAACUUUUAAUCGUAUGGAUUGCCUUGGUCAUUACAUUCAUAAUUCAUCUUUCAUUAUUCUCAGCUUUUUCUGUACAAAUAAAACUGAUAUCCUCUUAAUGCUCUGAUAAUUUAAGUGUUGAAUUUUUGUAUAUACAAUAUUUACAUGCGUGCAUGUAUGUACUUAUAUGUGUGUGCGUGUGUAUAUGUAUAGAAGUAGCUGCUUUUAUAGUAAAUUUUCUUUUUUUAACAAGUUUUAUUAAUGACCUCAUGAGAGAACAGUAUUAUCACACACAGUCAUGUGAAUGGCAGUCAUAACCUUGGUAUACAUUUAGUUGUGGAGACAAUUCUGAAAUAGCUUUCAGUUAUAGACGAAUUUCAAGCAUUUCAAAGAGUACAGGAGGGCCCUGGCUUACAAAUUGUACGUAAAUUUAAAUAAUUUUUCUUACAAAAACUAACAGUUCAAAGGACAGUCAUAGGCAGACAUAUUUUCUCAAUAUGUCUUUUAAACCAUGUUUAUAAGUGUGGAUCAUUGUAAGUACGUAAGGCAUUUGUAAGUCAGGGACACACAGUACAAGAAGCUACACUCUCAGCAUUCAAAAAUGUACAGUAACUCCUUAAGUUGUGGAAUCUACCAGUACUCUACAUUAUUUUACCAAGGAUUUUUUUUUUAAACAAACUGGCAUAUCCCACCGAGGCAGGGUGACCUAAAAAGAAAAAUGAAAGUGUCUUUUUAAGUUUAGUAAUUAUAUGGGAGAAUGAGUUACUAGCCCCUUGCUCCUGGCAUUUUAGUCACCUCCUCUGAUACACAUGGUACCAAGGAUUUUUACAAAGAUUAAACAGUGAUGAAUGGGACAUCAUACGAGCUGAAAAUAAAAAUUUGAAUAUACGGCAUUUUUAUUGAAGGGCAUUCACUGAAUAUUAUUUAUGAAGGUAUUCUGCAAAACCAGUUAGAUGGACUUCAAGGUGAGAAAUAUAGUGCCUGCACUCUGGGAGGAAGGUGUAGUUGCUGCAGUUUGAAGAAACACUUUGCAAAGAAAUAAAAAAAAUUUAAUAUUUUUUUAUUUGAAUUGCAGUGUCUGUGCACUUCUGGCAUGAAGGCUAUUGAAUGAAUGAUGGUGAAUGUACAGUGGACCCCCGGUUUAUGAUAUUAUUUCAUUCCAGAAGUAUGUUCAGGUGCCAGUACUGACCGAAUUUGUUCCCAUAAGGAAUAUUGUGAAUUAGAUUAGUCCAUUUCAGACCCCCAAACAUACACAUACAAACGCACUUACAUAAAUACACUUACAUAAUUGGUUGCAUUGGGAGC